AGAGCGGAGCGAGAGGCUGAACGCUGCGGCGGCGCAACAUCAGCAAACGCUGGCGUGAACAUGGCGGAGACCGUACGCUCGCUCUUCGACUACCGGGACCCGCACAGGCUGGACAGCGACGGGGAGGGAGUGAAACCGGCACCGCCGCUGCGGGGGCGCGGCUGCGGAAGGAAACGGAAAGGGACACCUGUAAAAGUCUUUGUUACACACACGGAGGAGGAGAGCGUGCCUGAACACAGCUUCAGUCCAGGUGAUCGUAAGGAAGCAGCAGAGAAUAAACGUCUGACACUGGAUGGACCCUUUUACACAGAGUCUGUGCCCCACAACUGUGGUCCAUCAGAGCAGGCUCAUGAGAGAGACUCCACUGGAUCCAAGAUCAGCUCCUGCUCGGCCUCCACACCAGCUUCCUCAGCACCAACCCCAACACCGCUCCCCGCUCCUGCCCCCGCCACGGCAACCUCGGCUCAGGCCCCGUCUCUGACUCCCGCGUCCACUGCUCCGGCAGCUCCAACGGCCUCUGCUCCGGCCCCAACAGCUAGCUCCUUCCCUCCCUCCCCAAACUGCCGCAUUCGGGAGGUCCACUGUGGCAGCCAGGUGCGGCUGGUUGUUAUCGCCAUCCGGGACAUCACCAAGGGGGAGGAGAUCACUGUGGACUACAGUUUGACCGAAUGGGGAGAGAACCUGGGUUUCCGUGGUACCGUGUCUCCAGUGCAACACGAGUGUAACUCUGACACUGAGAAUAACAACAAUAUCAAAAAGGAGGAUGAGCCCUUCUCUCUGUCAGCUCAGCAGCGUCAACAACAGCAGCAGCAGGACUACGUCACCCCCUCUUGGUCCCUAUCCCCCUCCUCCUCCCCCAUAUCCCACUCUGAUGCCAGUGACUCAGAUGCCGGGGAUGAGGACAACGCCAGUCCUCGUGGACGUGCACUACGUCGCCGCAAGAAACGGCGCGGCACCCCUUCAAAGAAAAAGACCCCCAAUCGGAUGCCACCCGGGCGCCCUUCACCAGUCUCCCCUGCCGGCGUUCCGCAUCACAACAGGCCACCCCCUUUAUCCCAUCCUCCGGCGCAAUCCUCCCCACCCUGCUCGUCUUCCUCGUCUCCAGUUAAGCCUGUGUUCAAAGCUCCGGCUCCACUCGGCGCCAACAGCACAAGCAACAUCAACACAAGUGUCCCUAGAGGAGGAGUGUCUAUAGACUCCAUGCGCCAAACCUGUGAGUACUGUGGCCGCCACUUUCGCUCCCUGGGACGCCACUUAGACAAACACCACGCACACCAACCAGAAGUGUGCUCGGCCCUUGUCGAGCGCUACACACAAAUGCCGCGCCUGCAUGCACACAGCACAAACCCUACCACAACUCACAUACACACUCAGCAGCACUCAAGGUCGUCACAGGUCGCGGUACAGAGCCGCAGCUCAGAUCUUCCUCAGAGUGGCGUCCAGGACCUCUCCAUGUCUCCACCCACUCUCACAGCAGCCAACCAAUCCCCAACCUCCUCUGGAAGGACCUCCACCCCACCACUGCUGACUCCUCCACGAGGACAGAAUGCAGUGCCAGUUUCUGUUCUUAAGAGGAGCCCACCCCCUGUGGCUGUGAUGCAGCCAAGGAAGGGAGCAAUGAGGAGGUUUAAGAAAGACCCACAGGUGGAGGAUGAAGAGGAUGAAGAUGAAGAAGAUGUGGAGGUUGUGGAGGUAACGAGGCCCAAAGAGGAGGACGAUGUAGAGGUGGUGUGUCCUCAGUCCUACAGCAGCAAGUUGGCCAAAGAGAUGGAGACACCAAAAGAGGAGGAAGAUGUGGAAGAGGAGGAAGAAGAGGAAGAGGAGGAGGAGAAUGGAGUGAUGGAGGUGGACGAUGAGAGUGGUGCCGAGGAUAAAGAUAAGGACUUGCUGAGUGGUUCAGGGCGUCACCACUUGCUGCCCCUGCUCUCGUCCUUGUCCUCUCUGGUCCUGUACCUUCGUCGUCUCCAGCACUCUGCCUUUUUGUCCUUGUCUCGGCAGUUGCAGUCAGCCGAGGCCUGGCGCCUUCUCUGCCACUCCAGUCUGGCUCUCCUAAUCCUGUACAACCGACGACGUGAGUGCGAGGUCUCCAAACUGUCCAUUGCUGAAUAUCGUGCUCGCAUCACUCCCCAGUGCCCCGUUCCCGUCCCACCUGGUGCCCCUCCAGCUCUCACCCCACUGGAGGCCUCUCUGUCCCCCUUUGAACGCCUUGUCCUUCCUCAUCUCCCUAGAGUUGGAGUUCAGGGUAAACGUGGGCGAGUCCAGCCCCUUAUCCUCCCCCCUCACUGUGAGCCAUGUCUGGAGCUCUUACUGCAGACACGGCAGGAUGUAGGAGUCGACCCGGCAAACCCGUAUGUGUUUGCCAGGCCCUACCACUCCCCCGCCACACCACUGCGAGGAACUGAUCUCCUCCGCAGCCUGGCCCGCUCUAGCGGUACCCGCAAUCCCCGUGCCCUGACUCAGACCAGGGUUCGCCGCCAGGUAGCGAUCCUGACCCAGCUGUUGCUUCUGGGUGAAGGAGAGGAGCCUGGGCAGCCAGGAGGCAGCGCUGUGGAGAGGCUGGAGCACUUCCUCGAGAGGGAGUACCAUGUGACACAGAGCUGUGCCGGAAUUGGCCAAGACCCAGGCCUGAUGGGCAGAGUGGGCCGAGUCGUGCUUUGUGGAGAGAGAGAUGGAGUCCUGUUCAGAGGAAUGAGCCUGAACCACAUCUGCCUGGAACUGGAUGUUAUGUCAGGGAACUCUGCAGACUCAUACUCAGAGGGAGAGUCUGAUGGGGAGCAGGUAAAGGAGAAGCCAGAGGUACCCACCCCUGCUCCUGCUCCGACUCCUACACCUACCCUGCUCUAUGUCAGGAAGGGCAAGAACAAUGGGCGGGUGGGACGACCAAAGAAGCUCAAGAACGCCCAGUCUACCCCUCCGCCUCCUCCGGCUCAACCUAUAAACCGCAGGAGAGGCUCAGGUCAGCUCACAUCAGGUAAGCGAGGCGUCCUAAAGCGUCCCUGGUCAGAGGCGGAGCGUGCGGCCGUCGAGGAGCACCUGACCCGAAACAUCACCGAGCUCCGAGUCCCCGCCAAGGCCGACUGUGAGCGCUGCCUGCAGCAGUGCCCCCUGCUGGUCAGCAACCACCGCGACUGGCGUGCCAUCAAGUUCUACUGCCACAACCGCAUUCAGCUGCUGAAGAAGAACCAACGGCGUGACAGCGACCCACAGCCCCUCACCGUCUGCUGAGAGGGGGCAUCUCAGAGUGAGGGAGGGAGGGAGGGAGGGGGCUAGACGAGCUGAUCAGAACAGAUUCUCAAAUGGUACCCUGCUGCCCAGGAAAUGCACUAAUUUUGAGAGGACGGUCAUGAAUUUCACUCUACCUUCCUGGUAGCGUGGUUUGUGUUUUUAAACAUGGUUUCUAAUUUGACUCCUGAUGGCAUUUUUAUUCUCAGCCAAACAAGAACAGAAAUUCCGAUUUCCGCUGCUCUACUUUAAGGUCUUAAAGAUGACAAUGACAAUGAGUUUUUAGGGUGCUCCUGUUUUCAGGGUUACAGUUCAAGUCUUGUCAAAAGCAGUGCACGUGGACGGGUGCCCUUUGAGACAUGCCUUUGGGUACUUCAGUGACCACGGCACUGACCGCAGCCUGUGUUGUGUUGUGUUGUGAAUGUUUUUUUUUUUCCUCCUUCCAAAAUGGACACACUAAACUGAAAUGUAAACAAGGGAGGAGACUGAGCCCUACAGUGUUGUUAUAUGAACGUCGUGAAGUAGCAUUAGCGUUUUAUGCACUUGGAGACGUCAACAGGACAAAUGGCCUUAGUCUGGGCCACACUUUUCCUUAAUAGUGGCUUUAUAUAAUUAGAAUAGGCCUAACUAAUGCUAACCUAGAAGAAUAGCCCGAUCUUUCCUCAAACAAGCUAGCUUUCAAACAGUUGACGUCGCUAUUCUGACUGGUUUCAUUAUAUUUGGACCUCAAGGUACUAGGUGAUGAAUGAGUUACUCUUUUGCAGUUACAAUGAAGUUUGUUCUUUUUUAUUUACCGAAACAUAACCCGAUAGUAGGUUUUUUGAGUUGUGGAUUUCAUCGCAAAGAAAAUUAAAUGGCAUCAGAAUGUUGUGAAGUUACUGUUGAAUACCUAAGAUGUUUAGUUCAACCACAAAGUCCAAGAAACUUACUCUAUGAACUGUCCUUGUCCUUUUCUCCAUUUCCCCCCAUUUCCCCCAGAUGAACAGUGUGUUCAUAUUUCCUAUUGUUUGUUGUUUUUUCUGCCUGUUGCACAUUUGUUAUUCAAAGAAGUAAAAAAAAAAGGCCAAUAAGCUGGAUACCACUUUGUAUGCGGAAAAGAUAUUCCCGAGGUAAUGUUUCAAAGUUUCUUAAAAAAUAAGUGGGCAUUUAUCAUAGAAGUGAUCGUUCUGUGUUGCCACAUUUGUUUCGUCGUCUGUGUCGACUUUUCCAACGGCUAGAGCUCAUCCUGUACUUUUUCCCGGCCACACUACACGGUUUGCAGCUCGACCAGAUUUUUUGGUUUCUCUUCAGCGUUUCUGGAAAUCUGCGUCCAUCGGACUAAAACCUCCACGAAACGAAACUUGAAGUUAUUUAAACCUUUUUGCAGAAUCUUUAUGUUCCUUCUUGCUCUAGCCUUGCCAGUUACAUUGUACAUAACAAAUAUAUUAUCAUUAUGCUAACUGGUUGUUUGUGCUAGACUAUAUGUAGCUUUUUUUUCAUUUCUGAGUUAUUGUAUCUGUACAUAAGCCUAUUUGUAAAUACUCCUCAGAGAAACAAAGAAAAAACACAAUGUAUGACAUGCCUUGGUUAUUGUGUUAUGUUUUUUCUUUUUUAUAAGUCUUAUAAAAAUUGAAAGCUC
Molecule: messenger RNA, 4840 nt
Organism: Hippoglossus stenolepis (Pacific halibut)
Lineage: Eukaryota; Metazoa; Chordata; Actinopteri; Pleuronectiformes; Pleuronectidae
Exons: 9
Coding region: 61-3225 (1054 amino acids)
Molecular function (GO): protein binding
Source: RefSeq, a predicted model, not a curated record